This is a messenger RNA of Funneliformis mosseae, 468 nucleotides long. The record is from the annotation of a GenBank genome assembly. NCBI's taxonomy places the organism in Eukaryota, Fungi, Glomeromycota, Glomeromycetes, Glomerales, Glomeraceae.
AUGUCUGAUUAUUUUUUUAUUUAUGAUGUUUUUUUCAUUUCUGAAGAAUUAUUACUACCAUUAACGAAUGAAGCUGCGGUUGAAUUGUUGAAAAUUAUUGAUGAAGGGAAUCAAAAUUUCAAUUUAUUUUAUUAUGUUCAACCAUUUACCCCGAAAAUUUGUAAUGUCACGUUUGCGUUCCAGUGUGUACAACAACUGCGUGAAUUUUAUAAGAUAGAAUCACAAUCCCUUUCUUUUAAUCAACCUUUUACCUUUGAAAAUGAUCAAGCAUUUGACUCUCGAAAUGGUAAAAAAUAUUUAUUGUCGAAAUCACUUAAAUUUCAAUUUAAGGACGAAGUCGAAGAGAUUAUUGGUGAAAAUAGAUUAAGUAAACGAAAGCUGGAACAUGAAUUGGUAAAUGAAGAAGAUGGGCCAAAAAAAGCCAGAAAGUUGGAAAAUCGAAAAGGGAACGAAGAGCAUUAUAAAUAA